UUCUCUAGUCAUAUUUUUAUUUUUAUCAUCCGACAUUCUUAAUACAAAUAAUCAUCUUAAAUACUUUAAUCAACAACUACGCUACUACACCAAUCCAUCUCAAUUACCUAUAUAUCUACAUACAUAUAUUGUGACUGUGAUAUAUACAUAUAUCUUGUACUAGUGGGUGCAGUGUUGUAAAUAUUAAUUGCUUGACAAUGUUAGCUGUGAUGUCACCUUUAGGAAACAACAACAACACCAACACCAACACCAACAAAACAAGUAGAGAUGAGAGAUGUGAGAUGAUUGGGUUUUCAGUGGGAGAAGUAGAAUUUCCGGAUUUCUCGGAUGAUAAUCUGAUUGAAAGUAUCGAUUUUGAUGAUUUAUUUGUGGGGAUGGAUGAGGGGGCGGCCGACAUGAUGUUGCCUGAUUUGGAAAUGGACCCCGAACUCCUUGCCUCGGCCGCGGGGGAUUUCUCUCUUAGUGGCGACGGAGAAGAUUCCAAUUCGUCUAAUCAUCAGUUUAAUAACAACACGAGUGUCGAUAGUGUUAGUGUUUACGGUGUUGAUGAAUACAUAUCAACAAAACAAGAACAAGUAGCAGCCGCAGCAGAGGAUGUGAAUAUAAGAGAUGGAAGCAGCUGCAGGAAUAAUAAUCCGAGCCGAAAGGAUACAGACGAAACCGAUAUAGGUGGAGGACGUAAAUCUUCUUCUACUUCAUCCAAGAAUAAUUCAUCUCAAGGGAAGAGAAAAGUAAAGGUUGACUGGACACCUGAGUUACAUCGGAGAUUCGUUCAAGCGGUGGAACAGUUGGGGGUGGAUAAGGCAGUCCCUUCAAGAAUCCUUGAGAUUAUGGGUAUUGGUUGUCUUACUCGCCAUAACAUUGCUAGCCAUCUUCAGAAAUAUAGGUCUCACAGAAAACAUUUGCUUGCGAGAGAAGCAGAGGCGGCGAGUUGGAGCCAAAGACGUCAAAUGUAUACACCAACGACAGCAAGAACAACAACAGGAGGAGGAGGCAAGGGAAACUGGGUUGCACCAAUAACACCAACUAUGGGCUUCCCUCCUCAUUAUAGGCCAUUACAUGUAUGGGGGCACCCCUCCAUGGAUCGACCUUUGAUGCCUAUGUGGUCAAAACACACCCCUAACUCACCACAUGUUUGGCCACCAACAUGGCAUCCUCAUCAUCAAAGACCACCGUACCUUCCACAAAUUUUACCACAAACGAGAUUUCCAUCUUCCCAUGUACAAGUCCCAUGUAUCCCACCAUCACACUCUAUGUACAAAACAGACACCAACAUAAGCGUUUCCACUCCUUCCACUGGACAAUCUUGCCCGCAACCAGUGUUAGAUCUACAUCCUUCUACAGAGACAAUUGAUGAUGCAAUAGGAGAAAUAUUAUCAAAGCCAUGGCAGCCUCUCCCACUUGGACUAAAACCGCCAGCGCUUGAUAGUGUUAUGGUAGAAUUACAAAGACAGGGAAUCCAAAAAGUACCUCCUCCUACAUGCUUUUGAAGUUUCUGCAAAUCCAAUGCAGAGACAUAUUGACCCCAUUCAAUUCGACGACGUUUCAUGCACCUCGAUUUGUGACACCUGAUGCAUGUGUGACUUCUCCUUUUUUUGGUGACGUCUAAUCUUCGUGUAUCAUACAAACAGUUUUAACUUGAGAUCUAUAUAUUAUUUCUGAAUUGUUCUCUA
Erigeron canadensis is the source of this 1673-nucleotide messenger RNA. Its product is annotated as transcription activator GLK1-like. The record is from RefSeq and is a predicted model, not a curated record. The coding region runs from base 198 to 1490 and encodes 430 amino acids. NCBI's taxonomy places the organism in Eukaryota, Viridiplantae, Streptophyta, Magnoliopsida, Asterales, Asteraceae. Gene Ontology annotation, biological process: positive regulation of DNA-templated transcription. The transcript is spliced from 6 exons. Gene Ontology annotation, molecular function: DNA-binding transcription factor activity; transcription cis-regulatory region binding. Gene Ontology annotation, cellular component: nucleus.